CCCGGCGUAUUUCGGCAAAAAAAUGUACACUAACAGCGUCUAACGUGACUAUUAACAACGUCUAACGUGACUACUAACAGCGUCUAACGUGACUAUUAACAACGUCUAACGUGACUAUUAACAGCGUCUAACGUGACUAUUAACAACGUCUAACGUGACUAUUUAUAACGUCUAACGUGACUAUUAACAACGUCUAACGUGACUAUUAACAACGUCUAACGUGACUAUUAACAACGUCUAUCGUGACUAUUAACAACGUCUAACGUGACUAUUAACAACGUCUAACGUGACUAUUAACAACGUCUAACGUGACUAUUUAUAACGUCUAACGUGACUAUUAACAACGUCUAACGUGACUAUUAACAACGUCUAACGUGACUAUUAACAACGUCUAACGUGACUAUUAACAACGUCUAACGUGACUAUAACGUCUAACGUGACUAUUAACAACGUCUAACGUGACUAUUAACAACGUCUAACGUGACUAUUAACAACGUCUAACGUGACUAUUAACAACGUCUAACGUGACUAUUUAUAACGUCUAACGUGACUAUUAACAACGUCUAACGUGACUAUUAACAACGUCUAACGUGACUAUUAACAACGUCUAACGUGACUUAACAGCGUCUAACGUGACUAUUAACAACGUCUAACGUGACUAUUUAUAACGUCUAACGUGACUAUUAACAACGUCUAACGUGACUAUUAACAACGUCUAACGUGACUAUUAACAACGUCUAACGUGACUAUUAACAACGUCUAUCGUGACUAUUAACAACGUCUAACGUGACUAUUAACAACGUCUAACGUGACUAUUAACAACGUCUAACGUGACUAUUUAUAACGUCUAACGUGACUAUUAACAACGUCUAACGUGACUAUUAACAACGUCUAACGUGACUAUUAACAACGUCUAACGUGACUAUUAACAACGUCUAUCGUGACUAUUAACAACGUCUAACGUGACUAUAACGUCUAACGUGACUAUUAACAACGUCUAACGUGACUAUUAACAACGUCUAACGUGACUAUUAACAACGUCUAACGUGACUAUUUAUAACGUCUAACGUGACUAUUAACAACGUCUAACGUGACUAUUAACAACGUCUAACGUGACUAUUAACAAUGUCUAACGUGACUAUUAACAACGUCUAACGUGACUAUUAACAACGUCUAACGUGACUAUUAACAACGUCUAACGUGACUAUUAACAACGUCUAACGUGACUAUUAACAGCGUCUAACGUGACUAUUAACAACGUCUAACGUGACUAUUUAUAACGUCUAACGUGACUAUUAACAACGUCUAACGUGACUAUUAACAACGUCUAACGUGACUAUUAACAACGUCUAUCGUGACUAUUAACAACGUCUAACGUGACUAUUAACAACGUCUAACGUGACUAUUAACAACGUCUAACGUGACUAUUAACAACGUCUAACGUGACUAUAACGUCUAACGUGACUAUUAACAACGUCUAACGUGACUAUUAACAACGUCUAACGUGACUAUUAACAACGUCUAACGUGACUAUUUAUAACGUCUAACGUGACUAUUAACAACGUCUAACGUGACUAUUAACAACGUCUAACGUGACUAUUAACAACGUCUAACGUGACUAUAACGUCUAACGUGACUAUUAACAACGUCUAACGUGACUAUUAACAACGUCUAACGUGAUUAUUAACAACGUCUAACGUGACUAUUAACAAUGUCUAACGUGACUAUUAACAACGUCUAACGUGACUAUUAACAACGUCUAACGUGACUAUUAACAACGUCUAACGUGACUAUUAACAACGUCUAACGUGACUAUUAACAACGUCUAACGUGACUAUUAACAACGUCUAACGUGACUAUUAACAGCGUCUAACGUGACUAUUAACAACGUCUAACGUGACUUUAUAACGUCUAACGUGACUAUUAACAACGUCUAACGUGACUAUUAACAACGUCUAACGUGACUAUUAACAACGUCUAUCAUGACUAUUAACAACGUCUAACGUGACUAUUAACAACGUCUAACGUGACUAUUAACAACGUCUAACGUGACUAUUAACAACGUCUAACGUGACUAUUUAUAACGUCUAACGUGACUAUUAACAACGUCUAACGUGACUAUUAACAACGUCUAACGUGACUAUUAACAACGUCUAACGUGACUAUAACGUCUAACGUGACUAUUAACAACGUCUAACGUGACUAUUAACAACGUCUAACGUGACUAUUAACAACGUCUAACGUGACUAUUAACAACGUCUAACGUGACUAUUAACAAUGUCUAACGUGACUACUAACACCGUCUAACGUGACUAUUAACAACGUCUAACGUGACUAUUAACAAUGUCUAACGUGACUAUUAACAACGUCUAACGUGACUAUUAACAACGUCUAACGUGACUAUUAACAACGUCUAACGUGACUAUUAACAACGUCUAACGUGACUGUUACACUCUUGUCUCUCAAACUUCACACUUAACUUCUAACUUAGCAAUCCUUGGAAGAACGUAAUCAACCACGCCACGCUGCAAUUGUGUGUUGGCCGAAUCCCUUGUGUCGCGUUGCAUUACAUUUCCAAAUUUUACGAGCAAUCUUUGGAAGAACGUAAUCAACCAGGUGGGGGUGUUGACUGUUACGUCAGCCGACUACCUGCGUUGCAUUACAUUGCAUUUCCAAGUUUUACCAGGGGCGUGAAUCUCACCAUGUCAAAGAUAACCGUGGAGAUCAUCGAUUCGAAUCAAAGCUCUGUGGACGAUGAAGAUAGCGGACCCAGCGGAAGACUCGAUGGGAAACAGCGAGAGGCAGGGGCGAAUCGUCCCGGCGCUCGCACUGCACAAACGAGGGGUACACGUGAACAAAGAGCCCAGCAGAGAGACUUCAUUAAAUGUGUGACCGACAUGAGCGAAGAUGAGCAAGUGGUGCUUGCAAUGAAGAUCAGUUGUGAGGAGAGGGAGGAACGGCAGACUCAAGAUAAAUCCACGGAUUUGAAGACGUCCGAGGUGUCUUCGAGCGACGGGUCGCCUCCGCGUGUUCUUGGAUCUGUUUCGUCUCGGUCCACCACAGGCAGAGCCCAGACGUGGACAACCAGGCAGCACAGGUCACCUGCCUCCGGCACUGCCUCGGCAACUGACAGCGGAGGAUCGCGCGAUUCCAAACUAAACACAGACGCGUCUCAGCAAUCCUCCGAUUCACACGGGGCUGACGAUGAAGAUUCCAUUAAAAGUGAUCGCGCGCGCAAACCACGUACGCAUAUUUCACUGAAGCGAAAAAACACACAGUCCUCGUCGGUAAUAAAUAAGAAGGCAAAGGUGUUGCCUGCAUUGGGAGAAGAGCACCCCAUUGAAUUUGCAACGCAAAGCAAAGACAGGAAUGACGACGUUGGUGUCGACGACGAACCCCGCACAAGAAGCAUCCGCGAUCGUCCGAUCGUCUUCGACGCGGGUGGCUUGCGACACGACAUCGGCACUGGGGAAAACGGUCCGGGCCAGGUGGAGCGCAACAACCGCCUGAUUUCAGGCGGUGCAAAAGCGACCGAGGGUGGUGCACUCCCCUGCGGCCCCAGCGGGAGGACACUGGGUCGGGACGACGUGGUCAACUACUACUGGGGGGUGCCGUUCUGCCCCGCCGGUUUAAACCCGGACGAAUACACGAGCGUCAUCCUCUGUCAGCUGCAGACCUACGCGGCCGUGGCGAAGCAACAGCAGCGGCGGCUGCUGCGGAAAGCGGACAUGUGCGAGGCGUUGCCAGAGCCCGCGAAGGACCGGCGGUGGCGUGGACGAUCCGAAGCGCGAGCGGGCGACGCGAAGCGCCAGCCAUUUGCCGCGGGCGAAGAGAGCGGAGCGGCGGGUGAGGAGAAGCAGGGCGUUAGCGUGCAGGGAGGGCGGAGCACACCUCGCGAGUGGUGGGAAGAGAAAGAAGGAAGCGACAACGUAAAUGAGGAUGAGGGACUGAGCAAGGAUGAGGAUGAGGGGGAAAAUGAAGAUUCGGAAUCGUCGGCUGAGAAAGUGCGUGAAAAAAGCACUGAUUCUUUACGUGCCUCAACGAUGUCGCCCCCUGAUGAAAAGGUGAAACGCCUACCAAAAUGUAAAUUGCAAAGACGUAAGGGAUUGCCCCAGCAUAAGGAUGUUAAAUAUUCAGACACUCCUAAGCUUGGGGAAAUUGAGUAUGGUAAAAUAUGUGAUGAUGAUGAAGAUGAUGAUUUUAUAUCAUUACCAACGCUUAAACGUGUAUCUGGCACCCCUCAACGAAGAGCCGAUGAGGUUGUAUUUCUUGAAGACAAUUGUACAGCAGGUGAGAGAGGACGGACAGCGCGCAGGGACAGCAGUGCUUUUUCGACAGGGAGUCCAUAUCUAGCAAAAAACACACGCAGCGACAACUGUAGCAAGAAUGAAAUGAUGCUGUCGACGGGAAGUCUACAGCCCCGUAAACUAACCUUGGCCAACUUUAGCGCCGUGGAUGGAAAAAUACAGACUCCAACACGUGUCAGGAAAGAAAGUGAUGGAAAAAUGACAGAACACAUUGGUGAAAAAGUCGAUGUAAAACACAGAGCUAAUAAUUCUAAAGUUACGAGCCCUAAAAUUAAUGAGCAUGAAUUUGAUUUGAUUCUUGAUGAUGAUGAUGAUAAUAAUGAUGAUGAUAAGCAGACAAAUCAACAUGAUUGCACAAGGAAAACGGCAACUGGUGACUGCAAAGAGUACAAAAAUCAAUCGGGAGACUCGAAUGACGUUAUAAAGGUUCGUGAUAUUGAAGGAAAACUGACUACGUCUCCGUCGGCAAACGAUGGAACAAUCGUCACGAACAAAGCCAAAUUGAAAGUCAUGCAAUGUGAAGAGGAAGGGGUAAUGGAGAGAUAUGAAGAAACACCCGAGCCCUCUCUGCAGUCGUCUGAUGGGAGUGAUAGAAAACAUGUUUUGUCUCUACAGAAGCACAAUCUGCAGAGAAAAAACGAACAGAAGGAAAGGCUCGAGAAGACCGUGCCCUGCCCCUUGUGUUUGGUGGAGUUCUUGGCAUCUCACAUUGAGCAGCACGCAUCUGAAUGCUGCAUCUCCGAAGAUGUGGACGAUGCAGAAAAUUACGUCCCAAGCAACUCUAAAAUGGAGGUACCUUCAUGGUCCAGGGAAGGGAGCACUGGUGCCUCCCGUCAAACAUUCGUCCCAGAGUCUGACAGCAACAGCAGCACAAGUUUAGUGAGUGAGAGGGAGGUUGCAGAUGGUUCGGACAACAUUCUGGAAGGCAUUGUCAUCAGCAACUCGCCCAUCAAGUCUUUCAGAUCAAUUUCCCAAUCCCCAGACUGUCUCAUUGACUUCAAAAACCAGUUCAACAAACCAGCUCGACCGAGAACAGGAUUCAGAAAGCAUAAGCCUGGCAGGAGACGAUAAACGCGUCGUAAAUCGUGUGCAAAUGUGUAUUUUUUUUAUAAAUUGUUUAAAUAUUGUAAUCGUCAGCCAUGGUCAAUCAAAUGUUGAAUGAAGGUCUCACCUGGCUGCGUCGCAAUAAUAAUUCACCGAGCACCUGCACGCAAGGUGAUUUCAUCGCGCCGUAUCGUGAAAUUAAUUCCUCCUUUCCUUUCGAGAUUCCCCAACAUCCGAAAUUCGCUUACUCAUCUCUGACCUUUCAAGCGCUCUUCCCUUUGUGGCAAGGAUUACGCAUUGCAGACCUUGCCACAUGCUGACAAACCAAUCCCCCCAACUUGAAUCACCUUGUGCUACACAGGGACAGCUACCACUGGGGGGUUCUCUUCCAGUUCACGAGACGGGAUGUUAUGUAAGGCGCUUUGAGUUGCCGUUGCUUUGAAGUUCCCAUUCAAUGCAAUGCCUGUGGUUUUUUUAUUAUUAUUUUUAAACAAACUCUGAAGGUGCGAUAUAAGUGGUGACUCACCGGAUAUGACGUGGCGCUCAAGUCGCCGUACAGGGCAUAUUCCGGAAUGUGCAGCACUUGGAGCACGUGGCGUUUCUUAGUUAGCACGAUGUGGUUCACUUAGCCCCGUGAGAAUAAUUGGCCGCAGCCAGCAAGUUCAAUCGUCAUCAGCCAUGGUUAAUCCGCUGCUGGAUUGGAGUCCCCAUCCCCAGCCGUCCGCCACCUCACAAUCUUGCGACGGUCAAUUAACAAUCCACCCAGCACAACAUUCACCGAUUUAGUCGUCCGACUCGGUGGACAUCAUCUUGGAUUUGUUUCAUUCAUUGGCUGCCACACGCCGUUAUUCUUCUUGAUUGUAAUCCGUGAUCGGCUUUUCUUGACGUGUCCUGCCCAAGCCCCACAGUUUGAUGUCAUUAACGUGCACGUGUGUCGACUCUGCCGGUGUCGUUUCAAGCUUGCGUCUCUCUGUGCUGAGUUUUUUUUUCAGCUUCAUUUGUUCAUAAACGUUGUGUUGGAAGAUAUUUCACGUUUGGGGGGGGGGAGGGGGGGGGAGGGUUUUUUUUGGUGAAAUGUUGGUUACAGUGCUGGUAAUUGAUGUGAACAUUGCAAAAACAAGUAUCCAACUUCAUCACCGAAGCCUUUACAACACAUUUCGAGUGUUAUUUUCUACCUUAUUUUGCAAAAUAGAUUCGAAUCCAACACCAUAAUGGUGAGAAAACUCACCGCAACAAUUAAAUGCCUGCCGGCUGGCGGCAAAAGGCCAAUCGACAGAAAGAUAUUCGUCAUCCGCUUGUUUUUUUUCCCAGGAAAGCCUCUGAGAGUCUCACGACUCUUUGCAGUAGGAGGAGGAGGCGAUGAUUGGUAUUUACAUUGAAAUGAAUUUGCGGGGUUCUAAUCUUUUUUAAAAUGUAAUUUGACCAAGGCACCGGUGCACAAACGCCCCGGUCCUGCGAGCAACGUGACGGGAUCCCGAGCGUCCGCUGUCAUAAGGUUUAUACACACCCGCAGUAUUUAUCGGGGCGGCCAAUGGAUUCGAAGACCGCUCUGAGGCGGAGGGUGAAGUGUGCUCGCAAGUCACGAUGCCGAAUCCUUGCUCGCAAUUCUAAAAAUUGUGCAACGGGGACGCCGGCCUAGACUCAAUAACGUUUGUAUUGUUUGUUUAUUCAAUAAAAAAAAUUGUCUUGAUUUAAA
Molecule: messenger RNA, 7047 nt
Organism: Petromyzon marinus (sea lamprey)
Lineage: Eukaryota; Metazoa; Chordata; Hyperoartia; Petromyzontiformes; Petromyzontidae
Gene: UIMC1
Product: ubiquitin interaction motif containing 1
Biological process (GO): double-strand break repair; positive regulation of DNA repair
Cellular component (GO): BRCA1-A complex
Molecular function (GO): histone binding; K63-linked polyubiquitin modification-dependent protein binding
Source: RefSeq, a predicted model, not a curated record